GUUCCCUCAGGGUUGGUGAUUGGCUAUUCUAUGACUCCGCCCACCCUUGACAGCCCCAAAGAAGACCUUGUGAUCCACGCAGAUGAAACACUGACCAUUACAUGCAGGGGUCAGCGUACUCUGUCCUGGGUGUGGCCUGAGACGACCCUGGUGGGAGAGGAGCUGACUGACCGUCAGGCCGGACCCUGGCCCAGCAGAGCCCCAGGGAGAGAGGCCAAGACUGGGUCUGGAACCCCUGUUUGUACCCCCGGGGCUGGAGUUGUGGGAGACCACCCCGUGGCCACGGAGGGGACUGGUACGCCUGCUUCGGUCCCUGUCCAGAGAAGGGGAGUCAGCAUCCUGGAGUGUCCAGGGGAGCCUGGAAGGCCGUAUUGCAAGACCCUGGUCCUCACUGGAGCUAAAGGGAAUGAUACAGGGUACUACCGCUGUUACUACAGAGAUGUCAAGGCCGUCAUCGACGGGACCACGGCUGCUACUCUAUAUGUGUUUGUCAGAGAUUUGGAGCAGCCUUUCCUCAGGAGAAACUGGAUGCAACGGGGACCUGAGGCUCACGUCACAGUACCUUGUCUGGUCACUGUGCACCUCAACGUCACACUUUAUCUGUGGGAGACGAUACCUAUGCUCCUGGAGGAUGAGGGGAUGGUGUGGGACAGUAAAAGAGGCUGGUCCAUCCCUAGACAAACCUUAGACUCCAGACCGUUCCUCUUCGGAUUGUACUGCCAAGCUGGACUACAGGGGAGAGUGUACCGCUCUCCCCACUACGUGGUUCACUUCACAGGAAGUCAGCUUUACGACGUCAAGCUGUAUCCAGAGGACUCGGUGGAGCUGAUCAUGGGGGAGGCCCUGACGCUCAGCUGUAAUGCCACGGUAGAGUUUGGCAUGUUUGUCGAGUUCCGGUGGUCCUAUCCUGGAAAACAGAUGAACAGUACAGUGGGCAUAGUGCACAAGCGUAAUUCUCUCUCUCGGUUCACGGAGGCCGUCAGCAUCCUGACCGUCCAAAGCGUCAACCUCACCGACACCGGCACCUACACCUGCUCUGCCAUCACUGUGGAGAAAAAAAUGGAUCUGGCAACUCAAGUCAUAGUGCACGAGAAGCCAUUCAUCAGCCUAGACUACAGGAGCAGCCCGGUCGUCGAGGCAACAUCAGGACAGAAGUCCUUUAAACUGUUAGCCAAGGUGUCAGCAUACCCCAGACCUGACAUACAGUGGUAUAAAGGUGAUAAGUUGAUCAGCCGUCGUCCAGAGUUCAACAGGAUGCGGCUCCAUCAGCACUAUAACUUAGAGAUCAGAGACGUUCACCCUGAGGAUGCUGGGAACUACACCGUCCUCCUCAAGAACACCGCGGCCUUGCUGGAGAGGAGAAUCACCAUCACACUCAUCGUCAACGUUCCCCCUCAGAUCCAUGAGAAGGAAAUAGCGGCACCAUCUAGCCCAUAUCGCCGUGGCAGCAGCCAGACCCUCACCUGUACAGGGUAUGGACGUCCCGCCCCCAACAUCACCUGGCAGUGGAGGAGAUGGAGCCCCUGUGGCCUCAACAGCACCCACCGCAUGAGUCGGAGGGAUCGUAAAGUGCGUAGCGACAGCGUCUCAGACUGUCAGAACUGGCAGGACCUGGACUCACAGAACACCGUUAAUAAAAUAGAAAACAUCGAGACGUCAGUCGAAGUGGUGGACGGGAGGCAGAAGAUAGUCAGCAGACUGGUGAUCCAGAACGCCAGUGUAUCAGUCAUGUAUAAAUGCUCUGCUAACAACAAAGUGGGCAAAGACCAGAAGCUGAUAUACUUCUAUGUGACCACUAUCCCAGAAGGGUUCAGUGUAGAGCUGGGUCCGUCUGAGGAACCUCUGGAGCAGGAGGAAGUGUCGCUAAGCUGCAUCGCUGACAACUACACCUACGAACAGCUCACCUGGUACAGACUGGACCCACAGGCGCUGCAGGAUGAACGUGGUAAACCCCUGGAGCUGGACUGUCGUAGUGUCCACCUGUACGCUGACCGCCUGGAUGGACAACUGACCUAUCAGGAGCAGUCUAACAGCUGGGUCCUGGAGAUGACUAUAGCUAGCAUCACGCUACAGGAUGAAGGGAACUAUGUCUGUGAGGUUCAGAAUAGGAGGAGCCGAGAGAAACACUGUCUACGCAAAUACAUAUCGGUUAAAGCUCUAGAAGCCCCCUGGUACAGACACAACCCGACCAAUCAGACAGUGAACAUCAGUGAGUCUCUCCUGAUGGAGUGUGAUGUUAUGGGAACUCCUUCACCACACCUCUCCUGGUUCAAAGACAACCAGCCCCUGCACCAAAUGUCAGGACUGCAGCUACAGGACGCCAACAGGACUUUGAGUAUCCAGCGUGUCAGAGAAGAGGACGCCGGUCUCUACACCUGCACCGCCUGUAAUCAGAGGGGCUGCGCACACUCCUCCGCUGCCGUCACAGUGCUGGGUUCUAGUGACAGGGCUAAUGUGGAGAUCGUGAUUCUGAUUGGGACAGGCGUCUUCGCUGUGUUCUUCUGUGCUCUACUCAUCCUCAUCUUCUGCAACGUCAAACGGGUGAACCCAGCAGACAUAAAGACAGGCUAUCUGUCCAUCAUAAUGGACCCAGGGGAGGUUCCCCUGGAUGAGCAGUUUGAAUACCUCUCGUACGACUCCUCCCAGUGGGAGAUAUCUGUGGACAAACUACGACUAGGGAAGGUGUUGGGUCAUGGAGCGUUUGGGAAGGUCAUCGAGGCCUCCAUCUUUGGAAUCAGCAAGAAGAGCAGCCUGGACACUGUGGCGGUGAAGAUGUUGAAAGAGGGAGCGUGUGCCAGUGACCACAAGGCUCUGAUGUCAGAGCUGAAGAUCCUGAUCCACAUUGGGAACCAUCUUAACGUGGUCAACCUCCUGGGGGCAUGUACCAAACCCAGUGCCCCCCUCAUGGUGGUGGUGGAGUACUGCAAGUAUGGGAACCUGUCCAACUACCUGAGAGCCAAGAGAGAGUUCUUCCUACCUUACAGGGACCGCUCCCCUAAGACUCAGAGCCAGGUGAGACGCAUGAUAGAGGCGGGACAAGUGGAGCAGAGAGCCCGCCUCCCACCUUCCACAUCCUCCUCCUCUAUUGGCAGCCCCCAGAGUCAGUCAUCCAGCAAGUCCAAUCAGAAGAGCCCCUCUCCUGCUGUGGAAAAGAUGGAGGACCUAUGGAAGACUCCUCUCACUAUAGAAGAUCUGAUCUGCUAUAGUUUCCAGGUGGCCAGAGGAAUGGAGUUCCUGGCCUCGCGAAUGUGUAUCCACAGGGACCUUGCAGCGAGGAACAUCCUGCUGUCAGAGAACAACGUGGUGAAGAUCUGUGACUUCGGCCUGGCGAGAGACAUCUACAAAGACCCCGACUACGUCAGGAAAGGCAACGCCCGUCUGCCACUGAAGUGGAUGGCUCCAGAGAGUAUCUUUGACAAGGUCUACACCAGCCAGUCUGACGUCUGGUCCUUUGGUGUUCUACUCUGGGAGAUCUUCUCUCUGGGUGCAUCUCCGUACCCAGGUGUCCAGAUCGAUGAGGACUUCUGUAAACGACUGAAAGAUGGAACCAGGAUGAGAGCUCCUGAAACAGCAUCUCCUGAGAUCUAUGGUAUAAUGCUGGCCUGCUGGCAGGGCGAGCCCCGAGAGAGACCUCCCUUCCAAGCCCUGGUAGAUAUCCUGGGAGACCUACUACAGGACGACAGCCUACCAGAUGGUAAGGACUACAUCCCCCUGAAUCCAUCCCAGAGCUCUGAGGAAGACAGCUUCUCUCAGGCCUCAUCACGACCCGCUUCACAAGAGGAGAUGAGACUGGCUUGUCACAGCCUGCCCAUCAGGUAUUAUAACUGUGUGCCCUUCGCGGGCUGUGUGUUCGUGGGGCCGUCGAAGCUGUCGUCAUGCCAACCCAGAGUCAAGACGUUUGAGGAGCUACCAAUGGAAACGGCCUGGUAUAAAACCCACAACAACGGAGACAACCAGACAGACAGUGGGAUGGUUCUGGCGUCUGGAGGAGUUUCCUGUCUGUGUUUGACACACCAAUCCCCCAGUAGUACAGAGCGCCUGGUGGUGGUAGAGUCCAGCGGUAGCUCCGUUAGUUCCAGACACCGACCAGCCUUCCUCUCCCAGCUCUCUGGCCAGACCUUUUACAACAACGAGUAUGGUCAGCUAUCAGAGGAGGGCAGGGUCCUGGACUUCUUCUCCUCCCCUGAUGAUAUAAGCUGCCUUACAUCCUCCAACCUGUGAUGUCAUCAUUAUCAUCAUCUCAGUGGGCUAGCCCCUCCCCCUCCAACCUGUGAUGUCAUCAUUAUCAUCAUCUCAGUGGGCUAGCCCCUCCCCCUCCAACCUGUGAUGUCAUCAUUAUCAUCAUCUCAGUGGGCUAGCCCCUCCCCCUCCAACCUGUGAUGUCAUCAUUAUCAUCAUCUCAGUGGGCUAGCCCCUCCCCCUCCAACCUGUGAUGUCAUCAUUAUCAUCAUCUCAGUGGGCUAGCACCUCCCCCUCCAACCUGUGAUGUCAUCAUUAUCAUCAUCUCAGUGGGCUAGCCCCUCCCCUCCAACCUGUGAUGUCAUCAUUAUCAUCAUCUCAGUGGGCUAGCACCUCCCCCUCCAACCUGUGAUGUCAUCAUUAUCAUCAUCUCAGUGGGCUAGCCCCUCCCCCUCCAACCUGUGAUGUCAUCAUUAUCAUCAUCUCAGUGGGCUAGCACCUCCCCCUCCAACCUGUGAUGUCAUCAUUAUCAUCAUCUCAGUGGGCUAGCACCUCCCCCUCCAACCUGUGAUGUCAUCAUUAUCAUUAUCUCAGUGGGCUAGCCCCUCCCCCUCCAACCUGUAAUGUUAUCAUCUCAGUGGGCUAGCCCCUCCCCUCCAACCUGUGAUGUCAUCAUUAUCAUCAUCUCAGUGGGCUAGCCCCUCCCCCUCCAAUGUCAUCAUUAUCAUCAUCUCAGUGGGCUAGCCCCUCCCCCUCCAAUGUCAUCAUUAUCAUCAUCUCAGUGGGCUAGCCCCUCCCCCUCCAAUGUCAUCAUUAUCAUUAUCUCAGUGGGCUAGCCCCUCCCCCUCCAAUGUCAUCAUUAUCAUCAUCUCAGUGGACUAGCCCCUCCCCUCCAAUGUCAUCAUUAUCAUCAUCUCAGUGGGCUAGCCC
Messenger RNA from Oncorhynchus nerka (sockeye salmon), 5109 nucleotides. RefSeq names its product fms related receptor tyrosine kinase 4 (gene flt4). Gene Ontology annotation, biological process: positive regulation of kinase activity; angiogenesis; vascular endothelial growth factor receptor signaling pathway. The record is from RefSeq and is a predicted model, not a curated record. Gene Ontology annotation, cellular component: signaling receptor complex; plasma membrane. NCBI's taxonomy places the organism in Eukaryota, Metazoa, Chordata, Actinopteri, Salmoniformes, Salmonidae. Gene Ontology annotation, molecular function: transmembrane receptor protein tyrosine kinase activity; growth factor binding; ATP binding.